AUGGUCAAUGAGGCAUUCGGUUUGUUUAGGGAAAUGCAAAAGGCGGGUGUUGACCCGGAUGAGGUGACAAUGGUUAGUGUGAUAUCAGCUUGUGCUAUGUCUGGCGCAUUGGAUGUUGGGAGGUGGGUACAUGCUUAUAUAGAGAAGAAGUUUAUUGAAAAUGAUCUUGAGGUUAGUACUGCGCUUGUUAAUAUGUAUGCAAAGUGCGGGCGUAUAGAAAAGGCUAGAGAGAUUUUUGAGGCAAUGACGGUCAAAGAUACCAAAGCUUGGAGCUCGAUGAUGGUUGGGUUCGCGAUUCAUGGGCUUGUGGAUGAUGCAUUGAUGGCCUUUGCUAGGAUGGAGGAAGCUCAG
Molecule: messenger RNA, 351 nt
Organism: Ilex paraguariensis (yerba mate)
Lineage: Eukaryota; Viridiplantae; Streptophyta; Magnoliopsida; Aquifoliales; Aquifoliaceae
Source: the annotation of a GenBank genome assembly